UGAAAAGGCCAAUAAAUGACAGUCGCGUGGUGAACAAAGAAGACAUAACAUAAGGUUGCAGGUGCUGAAGGUGCAGAGAUGGAAAGUUUACAAAGUUUUUAUAUUCUUGUUUUAUUGGGAAAUAUUUUCCCCUCAGCUGUGAUAGCUGCAAGAGGUGUUGUACCGCUAGAUAGUUUAACUUUUGAUAAGGUUUGUAUCAGCAUAUUUGUUUUGAAAAUAUUUUGAAAAUGUAUAUAUUUUGACAACAGGUGUUGCAAUUUCAAACACUGUAUAAUGAAAAUAUAAAACAAUGUGUUGUCUAUGAACUAUUUACGACGGAUGAGACGGAUUUUUUUGUGAAAAUGCAUCAUCAAUGAAUCAUCAAUGAGAGUCUACCAGGGGGGUAGUGUUCCCUUGGAAAUUUUUCCCUUCCGCAAGCUUAAUAGAUGUUCCGUUGUUCGCUAUGAUCUUUUUGGCUUUGUUCCCAUUUCAAAAUAUGCAUUGUUCCCUAGAAACCCCUGGGAUAACUCCUCUAUUCUCUCUGAAUACAAGAGAAACUAUCUGCUACUAAUGAUUCACUAAUCCCCUAUUGAAAUUCUAAUUUAAUUAAUAUAAUAAUAAUAGUUUGUAUUCACAUGCUCUUUGCUAUAGGUGAUCAGAAACCACAAAGUAGUUUUAGUUAAAUUUGACAAGCAAUAUGCUUAUGGGGAGAAAGAAGAUGAAUUCAAGAAAUUUGCUGAGCAAGCGGCAACCCAAUCUGAUCUGUUGGUAGCGGAAGUCGGUGUUUCAGGUAGAAAAUAUUCCUUAGGACACAGAAAUCUGCCCAUACACCCUGUUAACCCUUUAAGUGGAAAUGCGCUCUACUUUAUUAUUUUACUCUGUCUAAUGCCAGACAAUUUUACUCAUCAGGAGGAAAGUGUUGCCACUCAAUGGGUUAAAUAUCACUUUAACAUCCCUCAUCAUGGUGGUUAAUUAUACUUACAUCUUUGUCACAUUAACUAGAAUAUGGUGAAAAAGAAAAUGACGACUUGCGCGAGAGAUUUGGAGUUAGCAAAGAUGAUUAUCCUGUGUUUAAGUUGUUUAAACAAGGUCAAAAAGAAGCAAUUGAUUACACUCAGAGUGUUACGAGCGAAGAUUUGGCAAGAUUUGUUCGUUUGGAGAGUGGCCUGUGGUUAGGUAAGGUGUUGUCAUUGUUUCUUGUGCACUCCAGAAAUUCAGGAACUGUCCAUUAAAUGUGAUUUAAUUUCUUAACUUUUAGGCAAGCCAAACACUUUGGAAAGCUUCGACAAACUUGUUGUGGAGUUCUUGAAAGCCGACCAGGACAAGUACGAUGAUUUUAUCGCCAAGGCUGAAGAAGCUAUGAACGUGGUCGAAGAGAAAGACCAACUGACUGCGAAAAUGUAUGUCAGCACGAUGAAGAAGAUCAAAGAAAAAGGAGUGGAAUUUGUGAGCAGCGAAACGGCAAGGGUUAACAAGCUCCUGAAUGAGAAAGUGAGCGAUGCUAAGAAGGCAAUGUUUAAAAGUCGUCUCGAUAUUUUGGCAUCGUUCACGGAUUAUCUGAAGAAAGACAAAGAUGAACUGUAGCGUGCAUCUAUUGCGGCAUCAUAAUUAGGAAAAUUUGCUAAAAAUUGCUAUAGAUUAUAAUUAAAUGCUUUUAGUCAAAUAGAAGAACACAUAUGCACCAUUCAUUCAUACUGCUAUAAGCUUGCACUAAAUUUAUGAAAAUUGUUUUUAUAACCCAUCUUUACCUAACAACCAAGACAUUUAUUUGUAUUUUUUUGUAUUUGUGGAAAACCCAUAAACACUCUAAUAAAAUAUUAGAACUUUUAAUAAAACAUUAGAACAUUUUGUAACUCAUACAACCAGAUCAUUUAUACAUGCUUUGCUUUAUGUAAAAUUUUGUAGAGGCUUUCAAAUAAAGUUUAAUUUAAACCAAUUUUAAAUUAGAAUUUAAUAAAAUUCUGUUACAGCAGGGUAUAUAAAUUAAAUUAAAUCAUUUCAUCACAACUUGUAUUUUGUAUAGCACCAUUAUAUUUCAAAAUUCACAUGUACAAUUUUAUCAUGUCACACCAACAUGAAUUCCACAACACAGAAUUCCUUAAGUAUUUAAACCCAAUAAUGUCAAUUCAGGUUUAUAAAACUGCUUGUUUUCAUAUAAACCAACAUGCAUAUCAAAACUUGAAUUAAAUUGAGCAACUUUGUUGAAAAUUCUAAAACUUGAAGAAACCUUUUCAGGAAAGUUAAAAUAUGAGUUCAGAGGUAUAUUUAUUGUAGAUAUUUUCAUGAAGAGAAAUCCAAAAUUUUAAAACAGUUAUAGAAUUAAAGUCUCAUUGAUCUGAAGGUGGGCUAUCAUCAGUCUUUUCAGGUGGAUUAUCUGAGGUUUCAGAUUUGCUCUCUGUCACAGUGUCUGGUUCCUUUUCUGUUUCCUCGACUUUCUCUUGCGGUUCUUCGGCGUUUGUUUCGGUGCUCGUUCCUUCUCCUGAACUUUCCUUUGGUUCAUCACCCUGUUCAUUUGGUUUUUCACUAUCGUCGUUUACUUUCAAACUCUCAAGUUCGUUAGCUAAUUUCUCACUCUCCACAUCGUUGGCAGGGUUUCCGACCUUCUCCUUGCAUUUAUCAAACACCUCCUUGAACUUUUUUGCAUCUAAAUAUGAAAUACAAUGGGUCAUUCCCAAAGAUCCAAGGGGGGGGGAUGUUUUUUCUGUAAGUGUAUUAGGAGCCCUGGUUUUAACUUCCAAU
Paramuricea clavata is the source of this 2718-nucleotide messenger RNA. NCBI's taxonomy places the organism in Eukaryota, Metazoa, Cnidaria, Anthozoa, Malacalcyonacea, Plexauridae. The record is from the annotation of a GenBank genome assembly.